Molecule: messenger RNA, 968 nt
Organism: Pelobates fuscus (common spadefoot toad)
Lineage: Eukaryota; Metazoa; Chordata; Amphibia; Anura; Pelobatidae
Gene: FKBP2
Product: FKBP prolyl isomerase 2
Exons: 5
Coding region: 445-870 (141 amino acids)
Biological process (GO): protein peptidyl-prolyl isomerization
Cellular component (GO): endoplasmic reticulum
Molecular function (GO): peptidyl-prolyl cis-trans isomerase activity
Source: RefSeq, a predicted model, not a curated record
UUAUUCACGUAAAAAAGUAUUCUCACCAACCUUGUUGCUGUUUUGCCCUUCCAUCCAUACAAUAUCUGUUCUUAAACCAUUUUAGUAGCUGUAAUUUGGUACUGAUCUGUUAAAACCUUGUCACUGUGCUGUGUCCUAACCUGGACAGACUGAUUGGUAUUUAUCAGACUCCUGUGUUAUAUUGUGUUUAGUUGAACCUGUGCUCUGGUACAGUACUAGUUGUAGAGAUAAUGUAUGAAAUUCUAAAACAAAACACAGCCCUCUGUUAUAUACUCAUCAUAGUGUUCUGGUUAGAAGACUUUUAAUAGACUGGUACCCAAUGAUUUUGUAUGUAAUCCUUUACCAUUGUUGCCCACCUGUAUUUUAUAUGUUUGUGGGGUUUUUGUUUUGUUUGCAGAUCUGAGUUUCAUCGUGUAUUGUAAUUGAGCUUCUCCUGUCGUCACUAUGAAUGCUCUGUCACUUGCACCUUUGUGGUGUCUGCUUUUCUUCUCCCUGCUACCCCCAGCCCAAGCAAGCGAGGGCAGGAAAAAAUUGCAGAUUGGUGUGAAAAAAAGAGUGGAAAACUGCCCUAUUAAAUCUCGGAAAGGAGACACUUUGCAUAUGCAUUAUACAGGGAAGCUUGAAGAUGGCACAGAGUUUGAUAGCAGCAUCCCCAGGAAUCAGCCGUUCACCUUUACACUGGGCACUGGGCAGGUUAUCAAGGGAUGGGACCAGGGGCUUCUUGGAAUGUGUGAAGGAGAGAAGAGGAAGCUGGUAAUUCCUUCUGAACUUGGAUAUGGAGACAGAGGAGCGCCUCCCAAAAUACCAGGUGGAGCUACACUGAUCUUUGAAGUGGAAUUAUUGGAGAUCGACAGACGAUCGGAUUUAUAAAGAUGGGUGGAGGGCCGUCUCAUUCCUUUGUCUGGGGCACAGUAUUUGUGUUGGGGACAGCCUGUCACUGUACUGAAUAAACAGACACUAAACGUUUA